This is a messenger RNA of Haliotis rubra (blacklip abalone), 714 nucleotides long. RefSeq lists its product as uncharacterized. Lineage: Eukaryota; Metazoa; Mollusca; Gastropoda; Lepetellida; Haliotidae. The coding region runs from base 22 to 714 and encodes 230 amino acids. The transcript has 5 exons. The record is from RefSeq and is a predicted model, not a curated record.
AAAAUAACAAAAGACACAUGUAUGCAUGAUUGUAAUGGAAGAGGUACCUGCAAUGACGGACUGUGUCAUUGUGACACUGGCUUCGGUGGAGGGGACUGUUCGGUUGAUUUGUCCAUUCCCCCUGUUCUUGUCGACCACAGCGAGGGAGGUACAUGUGACCUAGCUACGGGCAGGUGUGCAGAGAUGGCGGUGUUGGGUGACAUCUUUAGUGGUGAAGAAACUUCAAAAUGUCAAAUGAAGAAAUAUGUGGUAACACGGGAUGGAAACUUGGCCGCUCCAGUCAGUACAACACUAAGGGCAGUGUUCGAGAGUAUUAGUGAGGUGACAUGCACAACGCCAGACCCCGGAGAUGACGACGUUGUCACGGCUUACAAUAUGUCAGUGUCUCAAGAUGGUCGCGCCUACAGUAAUGAGUUGCGGUUCCUUGUGUACGACUCGACAUGCGUCACCGUCGACACGGACACUAUGGAAUGGAGAGUACAGGGCGGAUACUGCACACAUAAAGGGAAAUGUGUACGUGAAGGUGAAAUCAGAGGAGACGACCCCUGCUUCAUCUGUCAUGCCAACGAGCACGGGGGGUACUGGAUGAAUACGUAUGGCGGUGAUGAUUGCACGCCCAUCAUGGACAAUGGUGGGACAACCUGGGGAAGAAGGAUGUCCAUCUUAAUGUGGCUUCUUGGCGCUUCACCACCUGUCAUCAUCUAUUACCUAUAG